Messenger RNA from Daucus carota subsp. sativus, 1801 nucleotides. Its product is annotated as aspartic proteinase NANA, chloroplast. Gene Ontology annotation, molecular function: aspartic-type endopeptidase activity. Gene Ontology annotation, biological process: proteolysis. The coding region runs from base 147 to 1577 and encodes 476 amino acids. The record is from RefSeq and is a predicted model, not a curated record. The transcript has 2 exons. Lineage: Eukaryota; Viridiplantae; Streptophyta; Magnoliopsida; Apiales; Apiaceae.
GUAGUAAUAAAAUAAAGCACCGUUAAAUGAAGUUGAAAUAAUCAAUCACACUCAACGAGUGCUCCUCCACCCCCAGCUGCAAUAAAACACCCUCUCCGUUACAUUUCCACCACUCGCUAUUUCUCCCUUAGUCUCUGCUCAUCAAUAUGGCCAAAUUUUCUUUCCCUGUUACACUUGCGUUUUUCGCGCUCAUAUUCUCUGUGCUGAUUAGCGUUCACAGCGUCGCAGCUGCUAUAGACGUUAUUCAGACGAAUCAUCACGUUGUUGUUGAAAUGCCAAAAACCUUGCAAGCGAUGCUUGAGAGCGACGCUGAUCGUCAGCAGACGUUUUUACGGAGACAAUCCGUGAUGAAGAAGCAUCAGAGGGUGCACAGCAUUGUUAAAAUUAGACGACAAUUAGUCGAGGAAACAAGAAACAAUGUGAGCACCAGGGACGGGGUGAAUGUGGCGGUUGAAAUGAGUAUGCACUCCGGGGCUGAUUUUGGGAUCGGGCAGUACGUGGUGGCGUUCAAGGCCGGGACUCCGUCGCAGAAAUUGAAGCUGAUUGUGGAUACGGGAAGUGAUCUCACUUGGAUCAACUGCAAGUACAGAGGUGCGAAUGGGGAGGAGAGUAGAGAUGAGGUGUUUGAAGCGGAUAAUUCGUCGUCGUUUGAUACAAUUCCUUGUUCUUCAGAGAUGUGCAAAGUGGAGCUGUCGAAUCUGUUCUCGCUUGCUAUGUGUCCUUUGCCUUCCAACCCCUGCGCCUUCGAUUACAGGUACUCAGACGGAUCUUCAGCAAUAGGAAUUUUCGCCAACGAGACUGUAACAGUUGGUCUCACAAACGGCAGAAAAGCAAAACUCGAAAAUGUACUCAUGGGAUGCAGCCAAUCUUCCGAGGGACCAAGCUUCCGCGGAAAGGCAGCACCUGAUGGCGUACUGGGAUUGGGGUUUAGCAAGUCAUCAUUUGCUAUAAGAGCUACAGACACUUUUGGAGGCAAGUUCUCCUAUUGUUUGCCGGAUCAUUUAAGCCCUAAAAACGUCUCCAGUCACCUCACAUUCUCUAACCCUUCCUACCAAAACGCCGCUACGAACAAGAUUUACACCACCCUUGGCGCAAUUGGUACAUUUUAUGCUGUCAACAUUAGGGGAAUAUCAGUAGGGGAUGAAAUGUUAGACAUUCCGGGUGAAAUAUGGGAUGUCAAUGGCGUUGGUGGCGCGAUACUUGACACGGGUUCCAGCCUUACCUUCCUCGCAUUGCCAGCUUACAAGCCUGUAGUAGCUGCACUGGCAUUGUCACUGAAUAGAUUUCAGAGACUGGGCAUCAAAAUUGGACAGUUGGAAUACUGCUUUAACGCCACGGGCUUCAACGAGUCCCGGGACACGCCGAGACUUAUGUUUCAUUUCCAAGACGGAAGUAGAUUCGAGCCACCUGUGAAGAGUUAUGUGAUUGAUGCAGCCGAUGAAGUCAAGUGUCUUGGUUUAGUGCCAACCGGUUGGCCUGGAGUUUCCGUGAUUGGUAACAUUAUGCAACAGAGUCAUAUAUGGGAAUAUGAUUUAGUAAACGGUAAGCUGGGGUUUGCUCCCUCCAGCUGCAGUUAAGGCAAGGGAUGUAUAUUGUUCUUGUAGAGCUAAAGAUUUGUGUAACAUAAACUAGCUCAACCAUCCAGUAGUAAAUAAUAUCAAAAUUUACAUAAUGUUAUUCUGUUGAGAUGUAACGUUGGGAUAAGCUAGGUACAAAAAUGUAUAUUAGGCACAUUAUUGUGGUGGGGAUCUUUCAUCCUCGCCUUUUCUUUUUGUAUGUCAUCCUUUAAACACUUUAGUCA